Messenger RNA from Micropterus dolomieu (smallmouth bass), 747 nucleotides. It is a transcript of the gene cga, whose product is annotated as glycoprotein hormones, alpha polypeptide. Bases 213 to 611 code for a protein of 132 amino acids. Gene Ontology annotation, biological process: positive regulation of steroid biosynthetic process; thyroid hormone generation. Lineage: Eukaryota; Metazoa; Chordata; Actinopteri; Centrarchiformes; Centrarchidae. Gene Ontology annotation, cellular component: follicle-stimulating hormone complex; extracellular region. Gene Ontology annotation, molecular function: follicle-stimulating hormone activity. The record is from RefSeq and is a predicted model, not a curated record. The transcript has 4 exons.
UGGAAGUAUGUUUUGACUUUUCACCAUAAUUUUGUGCUUUAAAGGGAUUAUGAGAAAGGUUGCAAAGUGGGCAGUGAGUCAGUGAGAUCACUGAUAAGGUUGGUAGGGUUCACUUAAUCCAGGAAGUCGUCACACACUGCGGGGCACGGGUAUAAAUCGACCUGGAGUGAAGCAGAGGUUUUCAAUAAAAAGCCUUCCCACACAGAAGCACAAUGAAGGGGAUACUUUCUCUCAACAUGGUAACUGCCUCAACCACGAUGGGCUCAGUGAAGUCAACCGGACUUUCUCUUCUCCUGUUGUCUUUUCUUCUUUAUGUAGCUGAUUCAUACCCCAACACUGACUUGUCAAACAUGGGCUGUGAGGAGUGCACACUGAGAAAGAACAUUGUUUUCUCGAGGGAUCGUCCAGUCUACCAGUGCAUGGGCUGCUGCUUCUCCAGAGCGUACCCAACCCCUCUCAAGGCCAUGAAGACAAUGACGAUCCCAAAGAACAUCACCUCGGAGGCAACGUGCUGUGUCGCCAAGCACAGCUACGAGACAGAGGUGGCCGGCAUAAGGGUGAGAAACCAUACAGACUGCCACUGCAGCACUUGCUAUUUUCACAAGAUAUGACAGGUGGAAAGUGGAGACCAUUCUGCAGCAGUCCGCUUUGCAACAAAUUGUGUUUAUUUUAAUAUGCACAAGCUCUUGUCUGUUUUACAGUGUAAGUUGUUGCUUUUCCAGAAAAUAUUUUUGUAGGAAUCCUGUG